Messenger RNA from Drechmeria coniospora, 1038 nucleotides. RefSeq names its product acetyl esterase. The record is from RefSeq and is a predicted model, not a curated record. Gene Ontology annotation, molecular function: hydrolase activity, acting on ester bonds. Bases 1 to 1038 code for a protein of 345 amino acids. The transcript has 2 exons. Lineage: Eukaryota; Fungi; Ascomycota; Sordariomycetes; Hypocreales; Ophiocordycipitaceae.
AUGAUUCCCUUGACGACCCUCGUCCACCUGGCCGUAGUGGUCAUGGCCAUGGCCGCAAGCCCCGACCGCGUCGCGGGCAUGGAGAAUCUCGUUGCUUUUGGGGACAGCUACACCGACGAGGGCCGGCUGGACUACUUCACCAGCCACGGCAAGGCGCCGCCCGUGGGCUCGCUGCUGCCUCCGAAAAGCAUCACCUUCAGCGGAGGCUACGCCUGGGGGCGAAUCGUCGCGAACCGCACCGGAGCAAGAUUCUACAACUACGCCGUCGGCGGGGCCAUGUGCUCCAACGACGUCGUUGGCCGGCAGCUGGACGCGCCACUGGUUCCCUUGCCGUCCGUCAUCGAGUACGAGAUGGCGACGUACGAGGCGGACCUUGCCCACGGCGCACUGUACCCGAAUCGUCGGCCGUUUAACACCGUCUAUGCUCUGUGGAUCGGCACAAACGACCUCGGCGUCGGUGGCUUCCUCGGAAACGCGCAACGGUCGAACAGGACCAUCCGUUCGUUCGUCGAGUGCGUCUGGAGCGCCUUGGACCGCAUCUACGAAACGGGCGGUCGACGGUUCGUCCUCAUGAACGAGCUUCCACUCGAGACGGCGCCCAUGUACGCAAACCCCGGCCUCUACGGCAAGGGCAACGACCGGUACUGGCGCGACCCCUCGACCUACGACACUGCCGACGGUCAGCGCGCGGUUCGCGAGUACACGACCAGCGUCAACACCAUGUUCGAAUACGGCCUGCCGUUCCACCAUCUCGUCAAGAAGCGGUGGCCUGCCGCGUCCGUCUCCCUCCUUGACCUGCAUUCUCUCUGGUCAGGCGUGCGAGCGGAUCCGAUGCGGCAUCUGGACGCGCCGGCAAACCUGACGGCUCCGUACCGGAUAUGCCUUUCCGGCUGUGUCAAGUCUGCCGAGCGCUUGUCCAGUUUCAUGUGGUACGACGAGCUGCAUCCCUCGGAGAGGAUGGAGGAGAUUAUCGGCAAGAGCUUCAUCGACGUUGUGAGAGGGGCAUCCAAGUACGGAACGACUUACGACAGGUACUGA